CACGCCCACUCCCAUCUCGUCACAUGAUCAUAAGUUAUCAUGUGUCACAUGACUUUUUCGAGAUCACGAAAAUCGGCAACAGGCGAGAAGUAUGGCUUAUAAUAACGUGUUUCUAGUAGCUAUUUUGUCGAUAUUGGCUGGAUUGUCAUCAGCAAAGUGUGGAUAUCAGUCCUGCAAUCCAACCAAGCCAGACAGAGUGAAUGUUCAUCUAGUCCCACAUACUCAUGAUGAUGUUGGUUGGCUCAAGACUGUAGAUGAAUACCUAUAUGGAGCCAAUAACAGCAUCCAGCAUGCCGGAGUGCAGUACAUCCUGGAUUCUGUCAUCUCCGAGCUUGCAAAGGAUCCUGGGAGGCGAUUCAUCUACGUUGAGACAGCAUUCUUUGAGAGAUGGUGGCAUCAGCAGGACGAGAAAACACAGUAUCAAGUUCGACAGUUUGUCAACGAUGGUCGGCUUGAGUUCAUCAACGGAGGAUGGAGUAUGAAUGAUGAAGCUUGCACCCAUUACAACGCCAUCAUUGAUCAGAUGUCCGAAGGCCUGAGAUUCCUUUUAAAUACCUUUGGAAAGUGUGGCAUCCCUAGGGUGGCUUGGCACAUUGAUCCCUUUGGACAUUCAAAGGAACAGGCCUCUCUCUUCGCUCAGAUGGGGUUCGAUGGUUUCUUCUUUGGAAGGCUAAGUUACAAUGAUAAGCUACACCGUCUGAAUACAAAAACCAUGGAACAGGUCUGGCAUGCUAAUGACAACCUUGGUAGUCCAGCUGAUCUUUUCUUUGGUGCCCUCUAUAAUGGAUACGGUCCGCCGCCGGGAUUCUGCUAUGAUAGGGGAUGCAGUGACCCGCCGAUGCAGGAUGACCCAAGACUAUUUGACUACAAUGUUGAUGAACGUGUAGCAGCAUUCACAAAGUAUGCAAAGGACCAGGCAGCGUUCUUCCAGACGAAUAACAUCAUCAUGACGAUGGGGUCAGAUUUUCAAUAUGAGAAUGCAAAUGCUUGGUACAAGAACCUUGAUAAACUCAUCAAAUAUGUCAAUGCAAAGGAGGAUGAGACAGGCAUCCAUCUACUUUACUCCACCCCAUCUUGCUACGUCUACAACCUGAACAACGCUAACAAGAUAUGGACGACCAAGAAAGAAGAUUUCAUGCCCUACGGUGACGCCCCUCAUAACUUCUGGAGCGGAUAUUUUGUGAGUCGUCCAUCCAUCAAGGGCUACGUCAGGGAAUCUAACAACAUCCUCCAGGUUUGUAAGCAGUUGGAAUCUCUCAAGAAUACACAAUCAUCAUCAGAAAGUCUAAGAGAAGCCAUGGCUGUAGCUCAGCACCAUGAUGCUGUCACUGGCACAGAGAAGCAGCAUGUAGCUGAUGAUUAUGCUAAAAGACUCUCCAUAGGUAGAGUGCAAUGUCAGGCAUUGAUCAGUGAAGCAAUCUCGAGUGAUAUUUCUCAAAGGUCUGGUUUCAACAUGGCCGUCACCUCUGAUCAUUGUAACUACGUCAACAUCAGCAUCUGCCCAACCUCGGAAACACAAAAUUCUUUCACGGUGGUGGUAUACAAUCCUCUUGGUCGAUCAGUGAUGUCACCGAUCAGGCUACCUGUCAAUCAAGCUGCUUACACCGUUAUGGGUCCGAAUAAUAUGACGGUGACCAGUCAGAUUCAAGAUGUAACAGCCAGUACUAAGAGCGUGAGGAGAGAUAGAGGGAACGCUACCAAAGAACUCAUCUUCAUGGCUUCCGUUCCACCCUUAGGAUAUACCACAUACCACAUCACAGCAUCAUCAAUGAAUUUGAUCUCCCGUCUCAAGGCAAGUCGUCAAAGCCGACCAGCUUCUACUACAAAUUUAAUUAGUGAAGACGUGUCCAUCUCUAAUGAGUUCCUGAGUUUGGGCUUUGAUGGAAACACUGGUCUGUUAAAGUCAAUGAGCAACUUAGGAUCAAACAUCACCAUCCUUGUCAAUCAGUCUUUCUACUGGUAUAACUCCAGCACGGGGAACAAUGUGUCGAUACAAGGUUCAGGGGCUUACAUCUUCAGACCGAACAGAACGGACCCCUAUCCGCUGUAUGGUGGGUCAUCGGUGAUGGUGAAUGUAGUCAAGGGUGAUGUUGUACAAGAGGUUCAGCAGCAGUUCACGCCAUGGUUGAGUCAGGUUAUAAGACUAUACAAAGGUCAAAGUUCAGCAGAGUUUACAUGGACAGUUGGCCCUAUCCCAAUCAGCGACGGUUUAGGCAAGGAGAUCAUCACUCGAUUUGACACCAACAUAGAAUCUGAUCAGACGUUUUACACAGACUCUAAUGGGAGACAGAUGAUGAAGAGAGUUUUGUAUCAACGAGAAGACUAUCCAUACGUCAACAGUGAACCUGUAGCUGGCAACUACUAUCCUAUCAACAGUAGAAUCUAUAUCAAUGAUACCAUGUCUCAGUUCACAGUAUUGACAGACCGAUCCCAGGGGGGUAGCAGUCUUAGCAAUGGAUCUGUGGAAAUAAUGAUCCAUCGGAGAAUACUUAAGGAUGACAACCGUGGCGUUGGUGAACCUCUCAACGAGACCGGUCAGUAUGGUGACGGUCUCAUGGUCAGGGGAACCCAUACCGUUACCUUGACAACACCCAAGAAAGCCGCUUACAUCCAGCGAACACUCGGGGAGGAACUCUACAUGAAGCCGUAUUUCUAUGUUUCCACGGCAACAGGAGAUCAGUUACCCGUGUCUUCGUCUUUUAUCAGCCGAACUCUCCCAGCCAACGUCCAUCUACUCACCCUGGAACAGCUCAAACCAAACGUGAUCCUCCUCAGGCUAGAGCAUCAGUUUGAGGCCGGAGAGGACAAGGCUUUCUCUAAACCGGUUACCGUUUCUCUCAAGGAUCUAUUCAAUCCCUUUAGUAUAUCAGAUGUAGAGGAACUAUCGCUAGCAGCCAAUCAGCUCUUGAAGAGUGUCAAUCGUCUGCAGUGGAGCAUUGUGGGUAGUUCAACCACAACACCGCAAGCUUUCAAACCCAUUCCUGUGACUCCACCAGACUUCAAUGUGACACUCAAUCCUAUGGACAUCAGAACAUUCAAUGUGACAGUCAGCAGGAACUGAUGAUUCCAGACGUUACCAAGGUUACAAACCAUUUCAUCCAAUUCUGGUGAAUCUAAGUGAUUGUCCUAAAGCAAUUGAGGUGAUCUGAUAUUUGCUCUUCCUGUGCCAUUCAAUCCUGUCUUAUGUAAUUAUUAUAAAGUGUGUUAUUGAAUAGGCAACUAGAUUGAGUAAUUGGUGCCUGACAUAUGCUAUAUUAUCAUUAUACUUAUUCUUCUGUUGAAUAUGUUUGGUUAUGUUUAGGGGGUGUUAGGGGUUUUAGUUCUGGAUAUUGUGAAGUUAAAAGGAUUAGGUUUUGGCAAGGCUUUAGAUUGGUUUAAUAUCUUUUACUAUCAGAUAUUACAUUAGAGCUAUUGACACCAGAGCAUAUAUUAUGGAAUCAGCAAUGUAGGUAAACAAGAAAACCUAUAUCUGGGACUAAGAAUGGCUUUUUAUUUGUUAUGUUCAGUAAAGGGAAACCCAGUACUUGAUGUGGAUCUAGGUCCCAUUUCACACAGCUUGUCGGACUUGACAAGUUGUCUUCGGACAGUUACCUUAAGAAACCCAAGCUUCUUGGCCAAUCAAAACAAGGAUUUCACUGAUAGUGUCCGAGAUGAUAAUUCAGUCAAGGUUCUUGACUAACAUGUAAUGGUACCCGGAUAUGUACUGGAUCUGGGUUUCCUUCUUUAGGAUAAAUGUUUCAUUCUCUAUUCAACUAAUUCCAAUUUCUUGGUUAUAUCUUAAGAUCCUGAAUGCUAAAAAGAAAUAUCUCUUGGCAAACGUGCAAUGAAAUAAACUACUAUUUACAUGUAUCCAAAUUGGCAUUAAUAAAAUUCAAUGUUCCUUUUUUUAUUUCUUGUUACAUAAAUCAUUCAAUAGUGUCUUGCAAAGCUCAUAUAAAAAAUAAUAAGAAUCUCAUCAUUGUUUGCUAAUGUGAGAAGUGAAGUUUAUACAGGUUAAUAACAUUACACUUUCAGGGUGAAUCUUAUCGUUCUGUUGUAUUUUGUUAAGCUCCAUUUGCCUGAAAUAAAGUUUAUUUUCCUGGUUGUUUCAUACAUACAGGGAAAACUAAACCUAUAUAUGUAGUUGCAUGUAUACGGAUGGGGGGGGGAGGGGUCGAAGGUACAGUAAAACCUGUAUUAAAGCCUGUAAAAUUGAUGUAUGUUGCCGUGGUUGUCACAGUGCGCCAAAUUGACGCCUGUUGCCGUGGUUAUCCACGCUAUUUUAUUCAUG
Messenger RNA from Lytechinus variegatus (green sea urchin), 4270 nucleotides. RefSeq names its product lysosomal alpha-mannosidase-like. Lineage: Eukaryota; Metazoa; Echinodermata; Echinoidea; Temnopleuroida; Toxopneustidae. Gene Ontology annotation, biological process: mannose metabolic process. The record is from RefSeq and is a predicted model, not a curated record. Gene Ontology annotation, molecular function: carbohydrate binding; alpha-mannosidase activity. The coding region runs from base 92 to 3061 and encodes 989 amino acids. Gene Ontology annotation, cellular component: lysosome. The transcript is spliced from 24 exons.